UUGAUUCAGCAUAGUCUGGAGAGCCGUGGCGAGUAUGCGAGAAGAGCUGGGGGCGCGUGUGCGCAGUUCUCUCAACCAACAUGUCCGCCCGGGUGCUCUAGAUAGUCAUGGUUAUGCAGCGCGAUCCGUUACACAUCUUCGUCAGCCGAAUUCUUGGUUUUUGUACUACAUACAUCCGCGAGACGUGUAUAUUAUAAAAGAGGUUGAUUUAAGGACUCGUCUCUGAGUCGUUGCCUCCUGGUGGAGGGUUACCUAUAGAUAGGGCCGGUUGUGAUUCCAGCAGUGCACGAGGUGCGAGCAGCCGCGGGGAUACUGGAGCCGUGGCACGACGGAUAGCCUGAGCACUCGAGAGAGUGGAGAAUCGCGGGAGAACCAGGGAGAGACAGAGACAGGUAGAGCUUUAUUGGCGGUGAAAUACGAAGCGGGAAAGAGAAGGAGAAGCUUGAGGCAGGCGCGCGUAUUGAUUCCCGCGUGACGUUUAUACGGUGAGGUGAGAAAGCUGCAACCUGAAGAGUCGUGCCAUUUCCUUCCGCCACUAAAAAACUGAACGAGGAAGACACGGACUCAAGCAACAACUUGGGAUUCCUCGUUUUUGAGCCGUUUGUCUUUGGUCCACUGGAAGGAGAUCGGUGAUCAGUGGACCAGAAUGAGAGAGGUCAUUCAAGUCUGCUCGAGCAGGGACCCGUUGGCCCUUCGCGCGAGAAAUGAUUUUUAGAAGGAAGAGGGCAUGACGCACCGAACUCAUGCAGUGGCGAAAACACGUGCGCAUCAAGUACGGUGGUCGAGUCGGUGUCGGUCAAGGACAACGGGAGCGGGAGCAGGUGCAGCUGCAGGUGCGCGUGGUGCAGCUGCAGCGGGAAGGGGGCGCACGACUCAGCUACGUCUGUCACCAGCCUCAACUCUCGUCGACGGCUCGCCGCAGCUGCAGCACAGCAGCCAUGCUCUGCUGCGGCCGCAGGAAAGAGGGCCGGGGAGAAGUGACAGACAUAAGCGCAAGUCCUGGAAGGCAAGCACCUGCCAACCAGUUGCGCCCCAAGGAACCACCCCCCAUGGUCAUUCAGGGAGACUUCAGGAAGGUGAGUGGUAUCAGCACAGAGAUAUUCAAGCAGAUCGAAACCGUCGAAAACGAUCAUGACGCCUCGACAGCAGCCGCCCUCGAAGCUGUCGAACGAAGGGGUGAGAUGGUUGUCCGGGUCAUCGAGCCACGACAGAUGGGCAGGCAGGCAUCCGAAGCGGCAAAGAAAUUCAUUGCUAUGCAGGAUCCAAAACAACCUAUCCAUUUUGUUGAAAUAAUUAAAAGACCAGGACAAACAUUGGGAUUAUACAUACGAGAAGGUAAUGGUGUCGACAGAAAUGACGGUGUUUUUAUCUCGAGAAUAGCCCUGGAGACCGCAGUCUAUAACAGCGGCUGCCUAAAGGUUGGAGAUGAGAUUCUAGCAGUGAAUCUGGUCGAUGUGACGCACAUGAGCCUGGACGAUGUUGUAAUCAUUAUGUCAAUACCCAGAAGACUCGUUCUGGCGACAAGACACGGCCAACACCAGCCAGUUUCGCACAGUCGUCAGACUGAACAUAAGGCACCUCCAGUUGUAGUGAUUAAGAGAGAGCUAAAUGAAGAUGAAAGUGAUCAUGCAACAAGCAAUCAUGUCAGGGAUGGCAGUCGUAGACGUGGCGAUGGUCGUGAGAUGCUACCUUCUCGAUCAAGGUUAGGUCUGACAGGUCUAGGUUCCAGUCAAGAUCUCGGAUCCAGUAAUGGCGAUUUGUAUUACAAUUCUAGACCGGAAGGGCAUUGGUCUUAUCAACCACCACCACCUCCUGUAAUUACACAUCAACCUAAACCCUCUACAACACAACACUUCCAGCCUUAUGAGCGUGGAUAUCCAAAAACAUUGGAGAGUUUGGCUGAAAAAGUACAUUCCUUCUACACGGGGCCAGUUAUGCCCUCUAAUGGUCGUCGGAUGUCCACGGGUGCAGGAAUGCAAUCAGUUGGUAGCAGAUUAUCUAGUCAAACUCAAUCAACGCAUUAUGGUUAUGGUCAGCAUACUGGAACUGGAAGAAUCAUGCCUAGAAGCGGUUCAGAUCAACAUUUACCUCGGGUUGAUUACACGAGCAUCACAACUCCAGCUAGACAUACUCUUCUUAGAUCCAGUUUGAAGUCAGGAACUUCUGCGUUGAGAUACAAUACCAGAUAUGGUACUCAGGGAGAUAGCGCGUCAACUACACAAAGACAAGGACAAUUUGGUACUCUGACUAGAAGGCAUCGACCAUCAUUGGAUUAUGCUUCCGAUACCGAAGCAACCUGUUCAAGUUCGCCUAAAUCGGCUUAUUAUUACUACAGGCACAAUAUGAAUAAUCCGCCACAAAGUAGUGCUGUCUCGCAUCUUGCCACCCUCUCAAGGUCACAGAUUGGUCAGAGUUCCUCAGGCUUGAGAUCGAAUUCGUUGCCUCGUAGUGGCAGAACAUUGCCUCAGCAACCAGGUCUCAGGUCUGGACUUAGCACAGUAGCAUCUGGACUAAUAGAUCAGGAAGAUAGUGAUGGUGCACUGUCAGCGCCUGAACUACCUUCCAUCAGACGCGAUAGAGGAAGAAUACCAUCAUCACCUAGUGUGUUCACAUCAGAUGAGUACCGGGCAUGGUUGAGUCGAACGCCGAGUACCAGUGCAUUGUACGAGCAGAUCAGAGCCACUACAACCAGACCACCACGUUAUACCUAUAGUGCAGAAAAUAUUCAUGCAGCUGCAAAUCAAGGUGAAUAUGGAAGCUAUGGAGCAUAUAGACCACUUUCCAGCACAUUAGAUCGUUUGUCAACAAGAUCAGCCUCUGCACAACAAGUGAAUCUUGCCAAUUUAAGAGCAUCGACGGCAAUAAGUUCAACAUGUCCUCGUGGAACAGCGAAUCAAAGACCGGCCUCGGUUGCAUCCAGUGCUCGUACUUCUUUGACGAGUCAGAAACCAUCAUUGAGUAGCUCCACUACUCAGAGGGCAACAUCAGUCAGGAGAAUCAGAAACCUGCUAGAUCUAGAGUCCACGCGAAGCAUACCUACCCCCACGCCUACCAGAACUCAGGAUCAAAGACUGCUAGAUAUUAAUCCUGCAGAGUUCCUUAAAUAUAAGAUAGAAAAACCUCCAACUGUUGGAACUCCGAGCUCUACCAGCUCUCUUUUGAGCUCACUCGGAGAAACUAGCAGCGGCGAUUUGGCGGGAGGCGUUAGUGGGCUUCUCUGGGUUCAUCUUCUGGCUGGACGUGGUCUUCGUUCGACAACAUCUUCCUCAGCAGCCACUACACCUUCCACACCAUCAGGUCAGCCUAAUUUAGCUAGUUGCGGUUUGAGAGACCUUUACUGUGUACUGGAGUGCGAUAGAGUACACAAGGCGAGGACAGUGAUGCGAACCGGUGAUUUGAUGUUCGACUGGGACGAAACCUUCGAGCUGGAUCUCGUUGGCAACCGUCAAUUAGAUUUGCUGGUCUAUUCAUGGGACCCACAGUAUAGGCACAAGUUGUGUUACAAAGGAUCUGUACAUCUGGCAACUCUUUUGAAGGAGUCACCAGUUCAUCAGUUAGCUGUCAAAGUCGAACCACGUGGUACAAUUUAUCUAAGACUGCGAUACACUGAUGCUCAGCAGACAUUUCGAAGAAGAGGACUUCCGGUUAUAUCUCUUGCCACCAGGGUAGCACCCCUCUUUGGAGUUGAUCUUGACACGGUGGUAAGUCGAGAAAGCAAGACUGGUGGAGUUCCUGGAGGUGUUUCUACCGCUUUAGCAAUGGGCGUUCCAAAUGUGCCCAUAAUUGUAUGGCGUUGUGUCGAAGAAGUUGAAAGAAGAGGUCUUGAUAUUAUUGGUUUAUAUAGGCUUUGUGGAUCAGCUACGAAGAAGAGGAUACUUAGAGAAGCUUUUGAAAGGAAUGCUCGUUCAGUAAAUUUAUCGCCUGAUAAUGUGCCAGAUAUCAAUGUGAUUACUGGUGUACUAAAAGAUUACUUGCGAGAACUUCCAGAACCACUCUUCACGAAGUGCCUCUACCAAAUGAUGGUCGAUGCACUGGCCGUCUGUCUACCAGAUGAUCCACAGGGCAAUGCAAAACUCAUGUUUAGUAUACUUGAUUGUUUACCAAAAGUGAACAGGUGUACAUUAAUAUAUUUGCUCGAUCAUUUGGCAAUGGUGGUAUCCCAAUGCAAUAAAAUGUCUCCAGCAAGUUUGGCAGUUUGUUUUGGACCAGUGUUAAUGCUACAUUCAGAAGAAAACGGACCACCUCUGGAUUUCCAACAACCAAUAGCAGUUCUCAAAUACCUUCUUGAGAUUUGGCCUGUUAAGUCAGUUCGGAAGAUUUCUUCAGUCGCUUCAGCGCUUCCUCGAGUUACGCCAGUAGUCGAGCACAACAACAGUCAGCAGCAACUGCAGCAGCAGCAGCAGCAGCAGGUACAGCAACAGGUACAGCAGCAGUUACAGGGAACAUUGGGGCGCACAGGGCUGCCUUGGCAGCCUCAACACUCACUUCAUCAACAGCCCCCAACUACGGUACCACCCGCAGCUCUCGCGUCCUCCACUCGUCCACCACCACCGGUCAAGCCUCGACAGGUGAUAGUCUCGUCUCCCGGUUCACCUAGCAGCGAGGAGUCAGAAGUCUCGCCGGAACCGAUUAAUAAGAACCUCCUCGGCGGUCUGGGACUCGAAAAGAGCAACGAAGGGACCACAGUGAACUCCACUGGUCCAGGAACAGAACAAAUUACACCGACCAGUAGUGUUGACACUGAGGAGGGAAAUAUACCACAUCUAGAAGAAGGCGAAAAGGGAGUUGAGGGUGAUAUAGAAGCUAGUGACGACGAUCGACAUCAGCACGUAUCCAAGACGCAUUAAAAUUUCAUUAAACAUAUGGAUUAAUUAUAAGUAUAUAGAGGGUAUGCGCCCAUAACUUAAACAUUUCCAUUUCAAUUUGACAAUUUUGCUUUUUUUUUGUUGAAUAAAUAUUAAGAAGAAACAGUGUUGGGCAUCGAGCGAUGAAUAUUUAAAAAAAUUAGGAUUUGAAUUCAAUUGAAAGAUAACAUUAAUCGAUUCAAUUAGUUGAAAAGAUUAAUUGUAAUCUAGUUAAUUGUUAAAAUAGACUGUGAAUAGCAAAGUCUGAUUACAGUUUUUGUAAAUUUAUUUAUUGACAUAAGAAGAAAGUUUGAUUAUAUAUGAAUAUAUUGCAUGAUACUGGUGCUGCAAAGGCUGAUGGUAAUAAAGAAAUAAUGGAUUUUGAAGUCUGUUAAAACAAAUAUCUAUAGAUUGGUUAAAAGUUUUUGUUAUUCACAAAUAUGUUUGUUACAAUCGUUUAAGGAAGAGUGAGGUUAAGUUCUUAAGACAUUGCUUAUUAUUCAAAAUUAAAUAGAAUGGUAAGCAAAUGUGUUAAAGAAGUUUUUCUUUUAUCUUAGCAUACAAUUUUUAUGAUAUGAUUGAUAAACGCUGGAAAAAAAAAUACAUUCUAUUUCUGAUUUCUCGAAGACAUUCAACGCGUUGACUGCUUCGAUUUAGAAACUUAGAAAAAUUUAGAAACUUGUGCUAAUAUCGUGCUAUAAUUAAUAAUUUAUAUGACAAAAUAAUUUUUUAAUUUUUAAUGCAUACUAGCUAUAGAGCAACAAAAAAGUUUUUUUUAGAAUGUUAUUAUUGCAUUGUUGGCUGUGUUAGAAAAAUAAUUUUCUUCGUUAUAUGAUGUUGUGUUUUAAAAUAUUUAUAGACGUUUUCUUAUAACAGUCAACGCGUCAAAUCGCACACAUAUUUCUCUGAAAAUGUUGCAUUUAAAAAAUUUUGUAAUUUAUACGAAACUCGAGGCUGAAUAUUUGUCGCCAGACGCACAAUAAAAGCGAUCAUUGUUUCCCAGAUGAAACGACGCGCAUAAUGGGACCACUGCGAAUAUUCAUUAUAAAAUCAUCGUGAAGAAAUGAGAUCUAACGCUAACAUUGACGAUCUGACGACUAACUAAAAGCCUUCUGCAAGUUUUAUAUGUAUACGAGUUUGUUUUCGUAUUGCUCAUCAGAUACGUAUAAAGAUAGCCCAUCAAAGAAGAAGAAACAUGGUAACCAAAAUUAUGUUGAUAUUUAUAAACGGAUUUCACUCUUUAGCUGCAAAAUAUAUUAUGAUCUCACUAUCAUCAAAGACUGCGUAUUGACAAACAGGUUCCUAGCUUAAAACUCCUUGCACAAAAUUUAAUUCCUAAUUAUUUUAGGUUUCUCUAGAUAUUUUAGAAAUAAAUAAAUUACACGAUUACCUUUUGCAGCUGAAGAAUCAAUGAUUAUAAACUUUUUAUUCAAGCACAAAUGCUAUGAAAGAAGAUUUUUUAAUCAUCUAAACUUUUUUUCUAUAUUUUACCUUGAGAUCAGCCGAAAGCUUCUUUCUCAACUCAAUAUCAGUAAAGCCACCAAAUGAGAAAUUAAUAAAG
Molecule: messenger RNA, 6405 nt
Organism: Apis laboriosa (Himalayan honeybee)
Lineage: Eukaryota; Metazoa; Arthropoda; Insecta; Hymenoptera; Apidae
Gene: RhoGAP100F
Product: rho GTPase-activating protein 100F
Exons: 21
Coding region: 744-4847 (1367 amino acids)
Biological process (GO): signal transduction
Molecular function (GO): protein binding
Source: RefSeq, a predicted model, not a curated record